Messenger RNA from Notothenia coriiceps (black rockcod), 546 nucleotides. RefSeq names its product V-set and transmembrane domain-containing protein 4-like. Gene Ontology annotation, cellular component: membrane. NCBI's taxonomy places the organism in Eukaryota, Metazoa, Chordata, Actinopteri, Perciformes, Nototheniidae. The transcript has 2 exons. The record is from RefSeq and is a predicted model, not a curated record. The annotation marks the transcript as partial.
AGAAGAAGAGGAGGAGGAGGAAACCUGGGGCUUCUUUCCUUCAGAGGCAUUUAGCUGGGACUGUAUGGAGGCUGCAGCCGUGGAAAAUGAAGAUCUCCUCUGUGGUCUUCGCUCUCCUCACUCGAGCCCUGCUUGGAGAUUGGUGUUCGGCCAUUAACGUCACCAUCACCCCUUACCCCUUCACGGUGGCCCAGGAGGGUCAAAACAUCACGCUCUCCUGUGUUGUGUCCCAGCGGAGACGAAACGCCGCUCUGCCGGUGGUGAAAUGGACGUUCCUGCCCGCGGGCACGGACCGACCGGAAGACGAACUCCUCAUCGCCCGCGUCAACAUGAGGAAGGCUCGCUUCUACGGGAACUACACGAAGAGCUUCACGUGGCCCAAACUGAAGCUGACGGUGGUGAAGCAGGGGAAGAUCUUUGACCUGGUGAUCCUGAAUGUGUCCGAGGGGGAUCGAGGACUCUACAUGUGCCGGGUGCAGGAGUUUAAAAAGCACCAGGACCGCUGGAAGGCCUCGUCGAACUGCACCGCCGCUACUGAGCUCAGAG